AUGGCCGAAGGCGGGGCAAGCAAAGGUGAAGAGCCAGAAAAGCUGCCUGAGCUGGCAGAGGAAGAAUCCCAGGUUCUGCACGGAACUGGCCACUGUAAGUGGUUCAAUGUGCGCAUGGGAUUUGGAUUCAUCUCCAUGAUAAACCGAGAGGGAAACCCCUUGGAUAUUCCAGUGGAUGUAUUUGUACACCAAAGCAAACUAUUCAUGGAAGGAUUUAGAAGCUUGAAAGAAGGAGAGCCAGUGGAAUUUACAUUUAAAAAAUCCCCCAAAGGCCUUGAGUCAAUACGGGUAACAGGCCCAGGUGGGAGCCCCUGCUUAGGAAGUGAAAGAAGACCUAAAGGGAAGACACUGCAAAAAAGAAAACCAAAGGGAGAUAGGUGGAGACGGCAGGAUUUACUGAUGGAUCAGAUGUGGACUGUGAGAGAAGAAGAGUCCAGGAUGAUUCCAAGAUGCUACAACUGCGGUGGCCUUGACCAUCAUGCUAAAGAAUGUAGUCUACCUCCUCAGCCAAAGAAGUGCCAUUACUGUCAGAGCAUCAUGCACAUGGUGGCAAACUGCCCGCACAGGAUUCUCGCACAGCUGCCCGCCGGUGCUCAGGGAAGACAGGAGACAGAGUCCCAGCUGUGCACUUCUGCUUCGCCAAGAGAAGUGGGAGGGGGCCAUGGCUACACAUCACCUUUUCCUCAGGAGGCGAGGUCAGAGAUGGCAGAGCUGUCAGAGAGGUCAUCCCAAGAAGUUUCUUCCACGAAGGCAUUUGUAGCAACAGAAGAGCCAAACAAAAAGGGGCCUUCAAUUCAGAAACGGAAAAAAUCUUAA
Messenger RNA from Arvicola amphibius (Eurasian water vole), 816 nucleotides. RefSeq names its product lin-28 homolog B (gene Lin28b). Lineage: Eukaryota; Metazoa; Chordata; Mammalia; Rodentia; Cricetidae. Gene Ontology annotation, molecular function: nucleic acid binding; zinc ion binding. The coding region runs from base 1 to 816 and encodes 271 amino acids. The record is from RefSeq and is a predicted model, not a curated record. The transcript has 5 exons.